AUGUUUCCCGCUUGCGUCGGGCGGGGAGGAGGAGCUUCGUCCCAGUCCGUUCUAGACUCCGGCGUCUGGGACACACAGGCUGGGACGAAGCGUCGGACGGGAAAGGAUGACCGAAGGGUCCACCGGCCUCGUCAUACGCCCAAUCAAAGCGGGGGAGGAGAAGGAUGCUGGAUGUUGACCCUAGCGGGAGUGAUCAUCCUGCCUGCGCUGUCGUUUUGGGCCCUAAAUCGAGUCGUGAGCAGAGAUUUGAGCAAGACGGUCGUGCACAAGCUCAAGGACAUUCCGAACAACUACGUCAGGCCAGGGCGGAACAACCUGUGGGUCGCGGUGUUCAUGGGUAGGAUCAUAGGGUGUGUUGCUGUGGAAGAAGUCACUCGCGCCAGGGACGUGGCGAUUCUUCGCAGCAUGUCGGUGGAUUCGAGUUACCAGGGGCUUGGGGUUGGCAAGCGCUUGCUGGAGGUUGUGUUAGCCUUCUGCGAAGAGCAUGGGUAUGGAGAGAUAAAGUUGGGGACUACGGAGUUUCAGAAGGCGGCGCAGGGUUUGUACGAACGGUUUGGUUUCAAGCAAACGGGGAGGGUGGCUGUGCCCUUGCCUUUGGGGAAGCGGUUACAGAUCUGGAACUAUCGCCUUAUUUUACCGAGAACCGCGCGGAUUUGAUUUGAACCAGCGUCUCUACAGUUGGUUGAAAACUAAGCAAACAGGUUGUAGAGACCGGGCGUUGCCCGGCCGCAAAAUCGCUAACUUCUAGGUUCAAUGAGAACGACUCGAAAGAUGGGCUUCAAAGGAGGGCUCUAAUGACGAUCAGACGGAUCUGCAUCAGCAGUCAAAGUCGCAUAGCAUCAGCAGGGAAUAGCACAGAGCAGGCAGAAAAUAACAAGCGCUGUGGUGCAAAGGCAUCAUGUCGUAAAGCUAGCUGUACAAAGUGGUACUUUUACGAGCUGUGAGUCAUCAAUCAUUGCGGAUAUUAUUAGGCCCGACUUCCACUUGCGAUCAUGUUUAAGACAGGCUUGAGGCCGCCUCCAACUUUUUUUUGCAGUUUUGCCCGAUUCUUUUAAAACGUUGACAACGA
Klebsormidium nitens is the source of this 1069-nucleotide messenger RNA. The record is from the annotation of a GenBank genome assembly. NCBI's taxonomy places the organism in Eukaryota, Viridiplantae, Streptophyta, Klebsormidiophyceae, Klebsormidiales, Klebsormidiaceae.